Molecule: messenger RNA, 1659 nt
Organism: Coffea eugenioides
Lineage: Eukaryota; Viridiplantae; Streptophyta; Magnoliopsida; Gentianales; Rubiaceae
Product: cytochrome P450 71A2-like
Exons: 2
Coding region: 1-1557 (518 amino acids)
Molecular function (GO): heme binding; iron ion binding; oxidoreductase activity, acting on paired donors, with incorporation or reduction of molecular oxygen
Source: RefSeq, a predicted model, not a curated record
AUGUACACAUUUCCAAUUGAGGAAAUUGGAGCAUUAUUUUUAAAACAUUCAAUCUCUUUCUUUCUUCCUUUCCUCGUGAUCAUAUAUGUUCUCAAAUGGCGCAAUUCUACUUCAAACACGUUGCAGAACCUUCCACCUUCCCCACCAAAGCUUCCCAUAAUCGGAAACCUUCAUCAGCUCGGUUCAAUCCCUCAACGUUCUCUGAAAUCAUUAGCCCAAAAAUACGGUUCGCCAAUGCUGCUUCAUCUUGGCCGCAAGCCAGUGUUAAUUAUCUCCUCCCCUGAUGCAGCUGAAGAAGUCAUGAAAACUCAUGAUUUAAUCUUUGCCACUAGGCCUAAACCAGUCUUUGCCGGGAGGUUACUCUACAAUUUCAAGGACAUAACGUUUUCCCCCUAUGGCGAAUAUUGGAGGCAGGUAAGAAGUAUUUGUGUACUUCAGCUUUUGAGUAACAAGAGGGUUCAGUCAUUUCGAAACAUAAGAGAGGAAGAGAUGGAAAUAAUGUUGGAAAAAGUUCGAGAAUCUUGUGCUUCUUCUUCAGUCAUACGCAUUGAUGAAAUUUUGGCAACACUUACUAACAACAUUGUUUCAAGGGUUGCCAUUGGAAAAAGGUACUCAGGAGAGGAAAGUGGGAGCAAGUUUAAGGAAAUAUUUGAGGAUUUUACUAUGCUAUUGGGUGCUUUUAACGUUGGAGAUUACAUCCCAUGGCUUGCAUGGAUUAAUAAUGUUAAUGGCUUGGAAGCAAAGAUGAAAAAAGUGGUCAAUGAUUUUGAUGAAUAUUUGGAAAAGAUUGUUGAAGAGGGAAUGAAGAGGCAGGAGGAAAAGAAAAGCGGUAGUGAUGGUAAUGAUAAGAAACAGCAGCAGAAUUUUGUGGAUGUUCUGCUUGAAAUCCAGAAAACAAGUGCUACUGGUUUUGCUUUUGGGCGAGAUUCCCUUAAAGCUAUCAUCCUGGACAUGUUUGUUGGAGGAACUGAUACUACGUCUGCAUUGCUACAGUGGGCAAUUUCUGAGCUGCUGAGAAACACAAAUGCAAUGCACAAACUGCAAAAAGCAGUGAGACAAUUGCCAAGAUGCAAACCAGGCAUCACAGAGGAUGAUUUAGAGAAUCUCCAGUACUUAAAAGCAGUAAUCAAAGAGACUCUUCGAUUGCAUCCACCAGUUCCAUUACUUGCUCCUCGUGAAUCGAGGAAGGCGUCCAAGAUAAUGGGAUAUGAUAUUGCUGCCGGUACUCAAGUGAUCAUCAAUGCUUGGGCAAUGGGAAGGGACCCAAAAUUGUGGGAAGAUGCCGAGAGUUUUUGGCCGGAGAGGUUCUUGAAUAGUUCUGUGGACAUUAAAGGGCAACAUUUUCAGUUCAUCCCAUUUGGUGCUGGAAGGAGGAGCUGCCCUGGCGCUGCAUUUGCCAUGGUUACAGCUGAACUUGCACUUGCAAAUUUGGUGUGCCGCUUUGAUUUUGAAUUGGCAGGCGGAGCAAGGCCAGAGGAUUUGGAUAUGACUGAAGCUCCUGGUAUUGUUACACCAAGGAAAAUUCGUCUUCUACUACUUGCAAGUCUUCCUAAUUAGGCAGUUGCAAGAUAUUAUACUAUCAGCAAUUAGGUAAUCACUUUUGGUAUUGGCGUGGAGUUCAAUUAAGAAAACUUUAUGAAGGUUUAAUGAUUUAUUAUU